AUGAACAAAUCUACAGCGGCCUUGAGUGCAUAUUUGGGCUUAUGCAGACAGCCGCAGGAUCCAGUCGACAGACCAGGAUCAAAAUUCUGGACGCAUUCGUUGAUUAUUGGUACUGAAGUGCUGGCCUACUUGAUGAUUUUGAUUGCUCUCGAACGGUUUUUCGCAGUGCUCAAACCUAUGGCCUACAAAUCUAUUUUCCAAGAAAGGAACAAAGUUAUCUUCCUAUUUUUCAUACCUACUGCAUGUCUGGUUUCUUUAUCAGUUGGAUGGAUAUCGUCGUAUAUGGAAAGCGAUCGAGUGGUUGCAACCCAGCACUGUUUUAUAAUCGAUAGCACUGGUAAAUGGUAUGCCACGUUUCACUUUGUAAUUGUAGUUAUUGCCUUUUAUAUAUCUUUCUGUUCAUUUCUUGUCGCUUGGAACUACAGCAGGCUGCGACAACGUGACACAUUCGAGGCACAACCUCAGCAUCUGGAUAGCGAUUUCGGCUUCAACGGCCUUUCUUGUUUCAAUUCCUUCAUUUGUUAUGCUCAUUAUGCUUUGGUCUGGGGUAAAAUUCAAUGA
Molecule: messenger RNA, 561 nt
Organism: Cooperia oncophora
Lineage: Eukaryota; Metazoa; Nematoda; Chromadorea; Rhabditida; Trichostrongylidae
Source: the annotation of a GenBank genome assembly